Messenger RNA from Varanus komodoensis (Komodo dragon), 6383 nucleotides. It is a transcript of the gene PDZD8, whose product is annotated as PDZ domain containing 8. The coding region runs from base 388 to 3966 and encodes 1192 amino acids. Gene Ontology annotation, molecular function: protein binding; lipid binding. NCBI's taxonomy places the organism in Eukaryota, Metazoa, Chordata, Lepidosauria, Squamata, Varanidae. Gene Ontology annotation, cellular component: mitochondria-associated endoplasmic reticulum membrane contact site. The record is from RefSeq and is a predicted model, not a curated record. Gene Ontology annotation, biological process: mitochondrial calcium ion homeostasis. The transcript has 5 exons.
GGGCGACGGAAGGGAAAGGAGGAAGGAAGGGAAAAGAGAAAAGACCCGGAUGCCGCCGCCGCUCCCGUUGCUGCUGCCGCCGCCGCUCCUGCUACUAUGUGAGGCGGAGCGGGCCACCGAAGGAAGGAGUUGUGCUUGCCACGGCAGCAGCUUGCGGGGGCAGGCUUGAGGGGGUGACCGAGAGACCUUGUGCUGACGGAGAGCGGUGGCCGUUUUCCUCAGGUCGCUGCCCGCAAGAUGGAGGUGGCAGGGCUGGCCCUGGCGCUGGCGGCGGCGGCGGCGCCGUCGGGUGCGGCGUGAGGCGGCGGCAGCGGCGGACGACGACGCAGGGCUAGCAGGAGUCGCGGUGCGUUUGUCUGAGGCGGCGAGGGGCGCUGAGGCGAGGCGAUGCUGUCGGUGUAUGGAAUACUGCUGUCGGCUCUGCUCGGCUCCUUCCUCACGCUGCUGUUCCAGGUCCUGCUUUUCUACCGGAGGAAGACCGAAGCCCCCGAGGGGCCGUCCCAGACGCCGAGCAACAGCGCCUUCGCCACCAGGGUAGUUCCCGACUCCUGCCUGAAGGAGUACUUCGCUGGCUCCGUUGGCGCUGGGCAGGAGGCGACUCUUAGCCAGUCCCCCUCUAAAAGCGAGCAGACCUCCAAGAGCUCGCUGCCCUCACCGCAGGAUUCUCUCUCUUGCUUUGUGGAAAGUACUGAGGAGACCCUCUACUGGCUCAAUGCUGUUUGCCUUUUUCUCUUCAGGGAGCUCAAGGACACUUCGCUUCUCAGACAGUGGGUCACGAAAAAGAUUAAGGUGGAAUUUGAGGAAUUGCUUCAGACCAAGAUGACUGGGAAGGUGCUGGAGGGACUUAGCCUGCGGGAUGUCUCCUUGGGUAACGUCAUUCCGUUUUUUAAAAACAUCAAGAUCCUGAGGCCAGUGACCUGCAGUGAGGAAGGCUGCCCUGAGGAGCUGGACUUUGAGGUUGAUGUUGAAUACAACGGGGGCUUCCAUUUGGCCAUUGAUGCUGACCUUGUCUUUGGCAAAUCAGCAUAUCUCUUUGCCAAGAUCUCUAGAGUGGUGGGUCGGCUGAGGCUGGUCUUCACCCGGUUACCCUUCACACACUGGUCCUUUACCUUUGUUGAUGAACCUGUGAUUGACCUUGAAGUCAAGUCACAGUUUGAAGGAAGACCCUUGCCACAACUUACUUCCAUCAUUGUCAGUCAAUUCAAGAAAGUUAUUAGGCGCAAGCAUACUUUACCUCAUUAUAAAAUCAGGUUCAAGCCGUUUUUUCCAUUUCAAGUUGUCCCACCUGAAGAAUAUAUGGAUCGGAGUCUAAGGGUACAAGAUUUCUCAUUAACAGAAGGACGGUUAAAGGUUUCUUUAAUAGAAUGUACAAGAUUACUUAUUUUUGGAUCCUAUGAGAGAGAAGUAACUGUUCAUUGCACAUUUGAACUGAGUGAUAAAGUAUGGGAAGAAAAACAAAGAACUACUAUUAAGACGGUAGAACUAAUAAAAGGAAAUUCACCAGGUGUUGGACUCACUCUCCGCCAAGUACAAGCUAAGGAAGGUGAAACAGGGCAUGUAGUUGUUGAGACUGUUGUACCAAACUCAGCUGCUGCAGCUGCUGAUCUUCAGAGGGGGGACAGGCUUAUAGCAAUUGGAGGAGUUAGAAUUACAUCAACAGUGCAGGUGCUAAAGCUCAUCAGACAGGCUGGUGAGAGAGUCACAUUAUAUUAUGAGAGACCUGUUGGCUCUAGUCUUAUACAUUUGGAAGACCCAUUGUUUCCAGAUGAUGAUAUAUUUAAUUCAGCAACAGACACUGAUAACAAAGACCUGGAUUUAGAAUUUGAAGACUUAGCAAAUGAACUAAAAUCAAACGAAUUCAAAGAUGAUUCUUCAACAACAAGCCCCAAGCACACUUCUUUGUCACUUACUGCUAAGCCACCUGGAACCUUAUCACCAGUACCAAAUCGCAGGUCAAAUUUAGCGAGUCAGCAGUCAUCUGCAAAGGCACUUUUCAAAGAAGCAGCUAAACAAGUGGUUCUCAAAAAUUCUGAGAAUCCAGACACACCUCCACUAAUAAACAAACAGUCACAGACAAAUGUAACUAAACCUCCUGUACCACCCAGGCCACAGCUUAAGGUUACUCCACUUACUAAUGAAGUUCAAAAUAAAUUAGAAACUGGUGAUUUAUCUUUGGAGAAACUAGACAGGCUGCUACUUCCUGCAAGUAAUGGAGACAAAAGUUCAGAAAAGCUAACAAAAAACAGUGAUGCAGCAGGGGAAGAAUCUUCAGGAUCCAAAUUAGUUCCAAACAAACCAGAGUUGACAAAGGAAGUUUCAGAUUCCACACAGAAUUCUAAAACAGCUAUAAAUAAACUGGUUGCAAGCAAAGUAGAAAUAGUAAAGGAACCUCCAGAAGUUCUACAGGGUUCUAAAGCAACUGUAAACAAAUCAUUUCCAAGCAAAUCAGACGUACCAAAGGAAUCUCCAGAAUAUUCACAAUCUGCACAGAGUUCUAGAUCAACAAUGGAAAAUCAUCAUUCGUGGGAGUCACCAGAAAUUCCUUACCGUAAUCGAUUAGGUAAAUGGGCAAGGAUAAAAGCCUCUUCCUACAUUUUUGAAGUAGAAAAAGAACAUAAGUACCUAAAUGUUGCCAUUUGGUGUAGAGACCCUUUCAAACUUGGGGGACUACUCUGCUUAGGAUAUGAAAGUAUAAAACUUGAAGAAAUAGCAUUAGAUUGCAUUGUAACAUCCUCUAUGGAAUUCAUUAGACAAUUUAGAUUAAAUCCUCCUGCACCUAGAGCUACAGUAAGUAGAACUGCAUUGCGUACUUUGACCUCACACAAGGGUUUCAAUGAAAAGUUUUGCUAUGGUGAUAUUACUGUACAUUUUAAAUAUUUAAGAGAAGGUGAACCGGAAGAUUCAAGUUUUCUACUGGGAAAAGAAAAGGAGUCUAUUUCAGAAGAAGUAACAGCACAUGUUCUUCCAAAAGAAGAUCCUUAUUAUGGACAAAUUAUUUACACUGAAAACAAGCAUAAUUUUCAAGACACUCAGUUUCAGAAUCCAACAUGGUGUGACUACUGCAAAAAGAAAGUUUGGACAAAAGCAGCAUCACAAUGUGUUGUUUGCGCAUAUGUCUGCCACAAAAAAUGUCAAGAAAAAUGUCUGACUGAGGCCCCAUUUUGUUUAGGAGCCACAAGACGUCUUGAGCGAGCCAUACGCCCUUUUAAAUUAGAAAACCAAGAUUCUCAGGCCACAACAGCAUCCCGUAUUGAUUCAGAUUUGAAAACUGCAAACAAAACAACAGGUUUGACAAGACACAUCAUCAAUACAAGCACCCGAUUUUUAAAUCUUCGGCAAGUCCCUAAAGUUCGUGUUAGUGAGCAAGGAUCUGAAGCAGUAGAACCUUCACCAAAGCACACUCCCCAUCCUUCUGAUAAUGAAGGUAGUGACACUGAAACUGGUGGUCCAAGUAGCCCAUCAAAGCAUACAGGGAUAAAAUUAGCAAGGAAAGAAGGAGGUCUUGAUGAUAGUGUUUUCAUUGCUGUUAAAGAAAUUGGUCGAGACCUUUACAGAAGUUUGCCUACAGAAGAAAGAAUCCAGAAAUUAGAGGUUAUGCUGGAAAAACUGCAAAAUGAAAUAGACCAGGAACUGGAGAACAAUAAUUCAUUAAUUAGAGAAAAGCAUGAAACAACUGAUACAAAGAAAAAAAUGCUUUUGUCUGCUGCAUUGGCUAAAUCAGGAGAACGACUACAAGCCCUAACACUCCUUAUGAUACAUUACAAAGCAGGAAUUGAAGAUAUUGAAGCUUUGGAAAAUACUGCUUUAGACUUGGAGUCUAGAAAAGAAGAUAAAUAUGAUGAUGACAACAACUUAACAGAAGAAAUGGAGAAUGAAGAUGAGAAUACUCUGAUGAUGACACCAGUACUUGAAACCCUACUAAAAGAAGAGGAAAGACUUGAAACACAAGAUGAAUCAAUAGACUGAUUUACAGAUUUAGCCUUGAUAAUGAUGAACUGGGAAACUAUUUUGCACUUAAUCAAAACACAUCAGAUACAGCAAAAUGUAAUUAAACACCAGUAUAAUGCAUACAAGCUGCUUCUCCAGUUUUUCUUUUGAAUUCUGUGUAACAUUAUAAUUAGAGCUUUAUUUCUUGGUGCAAUACCACCAUUUUUUGUUGAAGAAGCUGGUCCAAAUUUUGUGUUAAAUGACAUUUUGGGGUUUAUACUGGAAUAUGUUUAAUUUACUCUAUUUUUUUCUAAAGUUUGAUAUUAUUAAGGUGGGCAGUUUUAUUUUUUCAUUAUUCAGUUUUAAAAUUCUGACUAUUAAAGCAGCUGUGAAGGGACCAGCUUCUGAAGAUUUCAACUGUCUCAUUAGUUGACAUUUAAUAUAUUUGUGGGCAGACAAUGUUCAGAGAGUUGAGGGGGGUUGUCAGUCAUGGAUCAUAGCCAACACUGUGGCUUUCUUUUCAGUUAUUCAGCAUAAUUGUUAUUACAUAUCAGGAUACUUGCUUUCCAUAAUUUUGUUCAUCUGCAAAUUUUGAACAGUUAGAUCUGUUUAUACAUUAAUAUCCAUUAGUUUUAACAGAAUCAUAAGGAUGAACUCCUAAAACUCUUAAAGUAGCCCUCAGUAGGUGCUCAUUUUUUUUUCCUGAAAAACCAUGGGCAUUAGAUUUCAUCUAAACCUAAAUUGUACCAAUGUUGCAUAGCAAUUUAUUGGGAAUGUGCCAGCAAAAUUUUCAUGCUGAUUUAAAUAUAGAGGAACGCUUUAGAGAACAUAUCACUCUAUACUGUAAUAAUGCUUAAACACCUGCUAGAGAAACUAUAAAGUUGAGCUGUAUCUUCUUCAGUUUACUUAAGCAUUGAUUUUGCCACAGAAUCUGUAUCUUCAAAGAUUUACUGUUUAAAAAGGUAACAUUUAAUAAGACUGCUAAAAUGUUUCACUUUCCACUGGUUUUGAUGCCAUCACGCAAAAUAAAAUGGCAGAUGCUCAACAUUUUAAUAUAGCAUGUAGGUUUUUCACUGGAUUAUGAACCCAACAAAAAUUAAGAUAAACUUGCCCACUCUUUUGAAAAGCAUCUUCUGAUCUGACAUGGAAGAUCUUAUUUUGAGGUUUGAAAUCUGUGUCUUAAGGUUUCAUUUACCACAUCAAUAUUCAGCAUUAUAUUAGCACUUUGCUGUUAAAUAAAACCUUUGCUGAAAUAGUAAAAUUGGCAUACUGCACUAAUAGUGCAGUCCUAUGCCUCUCUAUUUAGUAGGAAGUUCCACUGAGUUCAAGAGAGUUUAUUCCCAAGUAAAUGGAUACAGGAUUACAGGUUUCGUUAAUCUUAUUUUGAUUGGCAAGCAUUCUACUGUAUGUAUUAAAUCUGCUUUGCUGUUACUACAGAGGUGAACAAUUUCUCACACAUUUUGACCUUAAAAAUAAUUCAUUCCCACUGAACUGGUUCACACAUAAUGACAAUCCUGAGUAUGGACUGUCAGUGAAUUAUGGGUUAUCACUGUGUGCAAAUCCCGCACGAUGGUUUAACUAUGGAUUAUUACAAUGACCAACGUAGAGUUCAUAACUCUGGGUUCUCUUCCUGGAUUUUUCACCAUUAAUAAUCAAUAGUUAAACUGUUUUGCAGUUUGCAGAUAAUAACAGUUGAAGAACAACUCACUAACAAUUCUAUGAUUCAGCAACAACCCAUUCAAACCAGGUCACUAUUUAAAUACAUAACCAAACUGCAUAGUUGCUAAACUGAGAACACAGUUCAUAUGAAAAAAAAUCACAUUUUUAACAGAAAAUUGUAACUUAACUAUGUCCCAAACUGAACCAAAGAAGUUCAGCAUGGUGUUAAAUUAAUUCUGUCUCCGUAUUUAUUCUUUGUGUUGCUUACUAAACAAAGCUGUUCUGGGACAAUUUUCAGUAAGUGUUUAGCUUGUGUCCAGAUACUGCCUUUUAAAACUUGCUGAUGAGGAAACAGCUGCAGGAAUAAUGUAGACAUUAGAUUUCCCAAAAUAAUAUCUGGUAAGUUUACUGUUUAAGUAAAUGGGCAUGAAAAGUUGGGUAUCAAUACUAUGAUUGUAUAAUAUAAAUUAAAUGUAGUGCAAUAUUCUAAAUGUUGCGUGAGAAUGGUGGCAAAAUAAUUGUAUGGUAGUGACAAGGAAAACAUACAAAACAUGAUUAUAAUAAACACUGAUCCUGAGAAGCGAGCUGUAUUAAUACAUUCCUAUUAUAUUCUUUGCUUCUGUGCUUUACCAUACAUAGCUGAAAAUAAAAAUACCACUGAAAGCAAGACUAUCUUGAUGUAGUGGUAUGUAACUACUUGACACUUGCACAUAUUUAUGGAAAUCUGCUUGAAAUGAUUGUCAGAUAUGAUUUUAUCAUGAGAACAAGCUUUAAUAAAACUUUUUUAUAAAUUUUCA